CAUUAUAGUCCAACUCCUCUUUUUGUUCAAAUAAAUGUAAUUGUUAUUGUAAUAACAUAUCUGAAGUAAAGUGAUUUGCAGUUUGUCGUUAUAAAUAUUAUAUUUGUGUUGUAUUUAAUUCAUGUCCUGAUCGAGUGCGCGCACUAGUUCCCCCAAAAUGGGCGGAGCUUGCCCCUUUGGUAUCACGUCAUCAAAACAGAGCGGUGCAGCAGCGUUGUGAGCUCGCGACCAGGAGCCGCGGUGUGAAUCGGGCGCGCGCUCUGUCACGGCGAACGCAUGGACGCUCGCGGGGCUUUUUGGUGACCAUUACUUUUUCGAACAGUCUGCAUAUUGCAAGAUCAUUUCUUCACAGGAUUUAUGCCUAGUGUGUUUUUUUAGUUUUUGCUAACACCUGUUGCGGGAUACCGAGAUUUCUGGCAGCUCACAAAAACUUCUGAUGAGCUCGAGUCUCAGAGAUGGAGGCUGAAGAGUGCAAAAUUUCCGUGUGGGUUUGCCGGGAGGAGAAGGUCGUGUCGGGUUUGUCUAAGCGCACCACGUGUGCGGACGUUAUUAAAGUCCUGCUGGAGGAGCAAAACUUGCACGGGCGCGCGUCCGCGUCAGCGCGCUCUUACUGCAUUGUGGAGAAGUGGCGCGGAUUCGAGCGCGUUUUGCCCAACAAGACCAAAAUCCUGCGCUUGUGGAACGCAUGGGGUGAAGAACAGGAGAAUGUGCGCUUCGUGCUCGUCAAGCAGGACGCGUCGUUAGCCAGCAGCGCGCCACGAAGCGCCGAGGCGCGACUCGUGCCUAGCCGGCAGAGCCCGUGCGCGCGCGAGGGCACCGUGCGCCAAGCCACCAUGGCCCUGUCGCCCGAGAAGCAACGGCGCGUGGUCCGAAAGGCGUUCAGGAAGUUGGAGCGGAUCAAUAAGAGGCGCGCGCGGGCGCAGUGUAAGGAUGCGGAAAGAAUGGAGACCCUCGUGCAUCUGGUGGUCUCGCAGGAUCACACCAUCCGGCAGCAGGUGGAACGCAUCCAGGAGCUGGACCGCGAGAUCGAGCUCUAUGAAGCCAAGGUACACCUGGACAGGGUAAGAGCGCAUGGUGCCAACUAUGUCCAGGAGACCUACCUGGUGGAGGGAGCUGCAUCCAGGCAUCCUCGCCCCAGCGAUGGAGAACAGACGCUCGCUCAGUUGGAGGAGUACGCCCGAAAGUGUGAGGAGGUCAUCAGGCUGCAGGAGGACCUAAAUGAUCGCCAGGUUCUGCUGGACAGCAUCACCAGAGAUAUCCAGGAGGAGCUAAACCAGAGGUGGAUGAAGCGGAGGCAGGAGGAGCUGGCUAACAAGGAUUUAGAAAAUGAUAGCACACUCAGGGUUAUAAAUCAAACGUGGGAGAUAAAUGAAUGCGAAACGUCUCCAAAGGUGGACGCGUCACUUGAGGACGAUCUGCUCUUGGAGGAGGAGCGGAUUAGGACUCAACUGGACACGAGUUUGUACAUUGGCCUGAGGCUCAACACAGAUUUAGAGACUGUUGGAAACGACCUGGAAUUGGUGCAGGAGAUCUGGAGGGCGAGAGACAAAGAGCUGAGGGAUUUGCUUGAAAAAUUGGACUCACUCGAUUUAGAGGAAGAGGAGGAGGAAGAGGAGGAGGAGGAAAGGUGCGACAUGCUUAAGGACACUGAUAGAGUGGAUGAAGACUCAGAGAGUAGACAUGGUGCAUGGGUCGAGCAGGCCAGAGGACUUGCAGCUAAAGCAUGUAGCACUAAUGAUGACGAUUCGGACACAGGACUCAGCUCCAUGCACAGCCAGGACUCGGACAUUGCCCCUGUUUUCGAGUCUCUUGUAUAGCAACACACAGGGGGACAGGAACAUUCCCCAGAGUUGAAUUAACACAUGAAGAGUUUUUGUAUUUAUAUCCAGCUGGACUAAUAUAGACACUGUAUGAUUUAAUAAACCACUGGAGAUUUUGCUGUAUUGUGUAUAAUCACCACCUGGACCCCUUUCACCUGUUGUUUAUGUACUAUAAAAACACUAAUUAUACUAUUGCUGACAAA
Pangasianodon hypophthalmus (striped catfish) is the source of this 2023-nucleotide messenger RNA. It is a transcript of the gene rassf10b, whose product is annotated as Ras association domain family member 10b. Gene Ontology annotation, biological process: signal transduction. The record is from RefSeq and is a predicted model, not a curated record. Bases 456 to 1817 code for a protein of 453 amino acids. The transcript has a single exon. NCBI's taxonomy places the organism in Eukaryota, Metazoa, Chordata, Actinopteri, Siluriformes, Pangasiidae.